GUCUGUCCGUCCGUCCGACCGACCGUCUGUCUGUCUGUCUUUGGGGCUCCGCUGUGGCUCGGCAAGGACCGGGAUGAACACGACGCUGCUCAGCCGCCUCCUCCCCGGCCUCACCAUCAAGAUACAGCGCAGUAACGGUUUAAUCCACAACGCCAAUGUGAUGACGGUGAACUUGGAAACCUCUUCCGUGUCCGUCGAAUGGGCCGAAGGCGGAGGCACGAAAGGGAAAGAGAUCGACUUUAAUGAUGUGGCGGCAAUAAAUCCAGAGCUCUUACAGCUCCCUCCCAUUCCCACGCAUUUGAAAGGCAACUUGCCCCUCCAGGAGAACGUCACUGUGCAGAAGCAGAAACGCCGGUCGACUUUCUCCAAAAUUCCUGCUCCGAAAGAAGCUCUGCGCAGCCGCUCCACGCGCCUGACCGCCAUCUCCGAGACGCCGGUGACCGCCCAAGAGAACGACGUGGAAAUGGAUCCCGCUGGUCCGAGCAAUCCCAAAAAUCCGUUUAUCGCCGGACCGCCGCAGCCCUCCCGCUCCGGAACGGCGGAGAACGCCCUGGGCGCCGUCCCCGAGGCGGCGGAAGAGCACGCCAUGCCUUCGGUCCGGGGCAGCUCCUCCAUGGUUUCCGUCAACACAGUUAGAAGGAAGUCCUGUAUUGUGAAGGAAAUGGAAAAAAUGAAGAGCAAACGAGAAGAGAAGAGGGCCCAGAACUCCGAGAUGAGGAUCAAGCGGGCCCAGGAAUACGACACCAGCGUUCCAAACUGGGAGUUUGGCCGAAUGAUAAAGGAGUUUCGAUCCACUCUGGAUUGUCAGCAGCUCACCCUGACCGACCCCGUAGAAGAGCACAGGAUCUGUGUCUGCGUGAGGAAACGUCCCCUGAACAAGCAAGAGCUGGCCAAGAAGGAACUGGACGUGAUCUCCAUCCCCAGCAAGUGCGUCCUCCUGGUUCACGAGCCCAAGCUCAAAGUGGACCUGACCAAGUAUCUGGAGAACCAGGCCUUCCGGUUCGACUUCGCCUUCGACGACUUGGCCUCGAACGAGGUGGUCUACAGGUUCACGGCCAGGCCGCUGGUACACACCAUCUUUGAAGGAGGCAAGGCGACUUGCUUCGCGUACGGUCAGACGGGAAGCGGCAAAACCCACACUAUGGGCGGAGACUUUUCCGGAAAAAAUCAGAAUGCAUCUAAGGGAAUCUAUGCGUUUGCAUCCCGGGACGUCUUCCUCCUGAGGAGCCAGCCGCGGUACAGGGGCUUGGGACUGGAUGUCUACGUGACCUUCUUUGAGAUCUACAAUGGGAAGCUGUUUGACCUGUUGAACAAGAAGGCCAAACUCCGGGUCCUGGAGGACGGCAAACAGCAAGUCCAGGUGGUGGGGCUGCAGGAGCACCUGGUGAACUCGGCAGACGAUGUCAUCAGGAUGAUUGAGGCGGGCAGCGCCUGCAGAACGUCGGGGCAAACCUUCGCCAACUCCAGCUCUUCCCGCUCGCACGCCUGCUUCCAGAUCCUGCUCCGGGCCAAGGGGAGGCUGCACGGCAAGUUCUCCCUGGUUGAUCUGGCCGGGAACGAGCGAGGGGCUGACACGUCCAGUGCCAACCGCCAGACCCGCAUGGAAGGCGCCGAGAUCAACAAGAGCCUGUUGGCCCUAAAGGAAUGCAUCCGGGCUCUGGGCCAGAACAAGUCCCACACCCCAUUUCGGGAGAGCAAGCUGACCCAGGUGCUGCGUGACUCCUUCAUCGGCGAGAACUCCCGGACCUGCAUGAUUGCCAUGAUCUCUCCCGGCAUGAGCUCCUGCGAAUACACCCUCAACACCCUGAGAUACGCGGACAGAGUCAAAGAGCUGAGCCCCCACAACGGCGGGAGCAGCGAGCUGCAGAACCCCAUGGAGCUGGAAGGGGAGGAAGCCAAACCCACCCCCGAAGAGUCCCCGCUUCAGCAUAACCUCUCCAAGGAAGAGGAGGAACUGUCUUGUCAGCUGUCCAGCUUCCACGACGCCAUGACCCAGAUCGGAGAGCUGGAAGAGAAGGCCGUGGAGGAGCUCAAAGAGAUUGUCCAGCGCGGGCCCACCUGGAUCGAACUGUCGGCCAUGACGGAGCAGCCCGACUACGAUCUGGAAACCUUUGUGAGCAAAGCCGAGCUCGCCCUGGCCGAGCAAGCGAGGAACUUCUCCGUCCUGCGAGAUGUCAUCGGGUCCUUGCGGCUGGCCAUGCACUUGGAGGAACAGGCCAGCAAGCAAAUGAGCAAUCAGAAGAGACCUCACUAACGAACCCCAAUAAAAGAUCUCAUUGACGAUUAAACACUUUCCUCCUCCCAAAAGGCUUCCGAACUUCCUUUGCUCACGAGGGCUCGUUCCGGCCUCAGCGCCCUCCCUCAUUUUGUACCCCGGAGGAGGCCGGCCUGCUCACCGUCGAGGCGCAGGUGUCCGCGCCCGGGUGGCGUCUGCCGUAUCCCUUUCUACCGCCCCGAGGGCCGAAGGUAGAAGGUAAAUUUUGGCUCAGCCCAGAUCGGGUUGCAAAAUGGGGUGGGCCGCUCCUCUCUCCAGCUGUCAAAUUUCUACAGUUGUGAUUUGUACCAAGCUUUGUGCUCCGUGUGUGUGUCUACGUGUGUGUGUGUGUGUGUGGAGUACUUUCUGAACUUGUUUUCCAGCCUCUAAUGGAGCGGGUGGCCAAACGCUUCAUUUUUACUCGAAAAAAGAAAUAAUAAAAUCCUGAAAACCCUUUCCUCUCCCCUUAACCCCUUGUUUCAAAGAAAUGUGAGGCUCCGUAAAAGCGGAUGCAACGUCUGUAUUUAAACAUUAAAUAUUUCCUAAUAAAGGAAGGAAACAGA
Molecule: messenger RNA, 2817 nt
Organism: Tachyglossus aculeatus (Australian echidna)
Lineage: Eukaryota; Metazoa; Chordata; Mammalia; Monotremata; Tachyglossidae
Gene: KIF2C
Product: kinesin family member 2C
Exons: 21
Coding region: 74-2254 (726 amino acids)
Biological process (GO): microtubule-based movement
Molecular function (GO): microtubule binding; microtubule motor activity; ATP binding
Source: RefSeq, a predicted model, not a curated record